AACACCAGGAUUACUUCACUUCCCUUUGUGGACACUAAGGGGAAGAAGAAUAUGGUAAGCUUCCCACGCAUUAGCAACAAAGUCCUGCUGACGUCAUCCCUGCUGUAUCAGGAGAAUCAAGCUCACAAUCAGAUGCCGACCUCAGAGCUCAAGGCUUCAGAAAUACCUUUCCACCCUAGCAUUGAAACCCAGGAUUCCAAGGCAGAGGAGAAGUCACCAAGGAAGCACAAGGUGCCUCUGACAGCAGCAGUGUUUUUCACACAGAGGCCCUAAAGCUUUUUAAGAACCAGCUCUCUCCGUAUGAGCAAAGUGAAAUCCUGGGCUACACGGAGCUAUGGUUCCUGGGGCUUGAAGCCAAGAAGCUCAACGUGGCUCCUAAGAAAUUCAGCAAGACGAGUUUUGAUGAUGAGCACGGCUCCUAUCUAAAGGUCCUGCAUGAUCACAUUGCCUACCGCUAUGAGGUUCUGGAGAUGAUCGGGAAAGGGUCCUUUGGACAGGUGGCCAAGUGCUUGGAUCACAAAAACAAUGAGCUGGUGGCCCUGAAAAUCAUCAAGAACAAGAAGAGAUUUCACCAGCAGGCCCUGGUGGAGCUGAAGAUCCUGGAGGCUCUCAGAAGGAAGGACAGAGACAAUGCCUGCAAUGUGGUGCACAUGAAGGACUUCUUCUACUUUCGCAAUCACUUCUGCAUCACCUUCGAACUCCUGGGAAUCAACUUGUACGAGUUGAUGAAGAAUAACAGCUUUCAAGGCUUCAGUCUGUCGAUAGUCCGGCGCUUCACUCUCUCUGUUUUGAAGUGCUUGCAAAUGCUUUCCGUGGAGAAAAUCAUUCACUGCGAUCUCAAGCCCGAAAAUAUCGUGCUGUACCGAAAGGGCCAAAUCUCUGUCAAAGUCAUUGACUUCGGAUCCAGCUGUUAUGAAAACCAGAAAGAAUACACGUACAUCCAAAGCCGGUUCUACCGAUCCCCAGAGGUGAUCCUGGGCCACCCCUACGACAUGGCCGUUGACAUGUGGAGCCUGGGCUGCAUCACGGCAGAGCUGUACACGGGCUCCCCCCUGUUCCCAGGGGAGAAUGAGGUGGAGCAGCUGGCCUGCAUCAUGGAGGUGCUGGGCCUGCCGCCAGCCCGCUUCAUUCAGACGGCCUCCAGGAGACAGACCUUUUUCGAUUCCAAAGGCUUACCUAAAAGUAUAACCAACAACAAGGGGAAGAAAAGAUACCCAGACUCCAAGGACCUCACGAUGGUGCUGAAAACCUAUGACACCAGCUUCCUGGACUUUCUCAGAAGGUGUUUGGUAUGGGAACCUUCUCUUCGCAUGACCCCGGACCAGGCCCUCAAGCAUGCCUGGAUUCAUCAGUCUAGGAACCUCAAGGCCAGGCCCCAGAACCUGAGGAAAUCCAGUUUUGUUUUCUCCUCUGAGACAAGGAAGAACAAGGUUCAAGGCUGUCAUCACUUGAGCAAAAAAGCAGAUGAGAUCACCAGAGAGGCUACAGACAAAACAAAAGAUGGCCCCGUGAAGCAUAUUCAGCAUUCAGGUGAUCAGCAGGACUCUCGCCAGCGCACAGCUGACACUGUUCAGCUGCCUCAACUGGUAGAAGCUCCCUCGAAGUCAGAGGCAGCUGUUGGGGCAGAAGUGUCCAUGACCCCCACGGGACAGAGCAAAAAUUCCUCCCCAAAGAACACAAACAUUUUGCCCCCCAUCGUAUGACCUUCGCUGAGGGCGUGCCCUGCUCCUUUCCACCAGGGAUUUGCAUUAAGCAGCACUUAACGUUGGACAAUACUUCAGACUGUUGCUUUUUAAUACAGAAAAGUUUAUUUAAAAAAACUCUA
Saimiri boliviensis boliviensis (Bolivian squirrel monkey) is the source of this 1825-nucleotide messenger RNA. The record is from RefSeq and is a predicted model, not a curated record. Lineage: Eukaryota; Metazoa; Chordata; Mammalia; Primates; Cebidae.